AUGCCUCCCGCCCCGCCCCCCGCCUCGAUCCACACCCUCCUCUCCUCCCUCCGCUCCCCCAUCUUCCACACCGCCCACAACCCCACCUCUUUACGCACAGGCACCAAAUAUCUCCGGCGCCGGCUCGUCGGUCCCUCCGCUAUCGCCUACUACCCGCGCAUGCCCAAACUGGCGACGUUGAAUAAGCUGGUACCGUGGAAUGCGUACGGGGGGUGGAGGGGGGAAGGGACGCCUGCUUAUCGGGCGGAGGUGGUGGAGAGGGGGUCGAGUGGGCAGGAGGGGAGGUGGAGCGCGACUCCUUCUUCCUCUUCUGCUUCCGGCGCGACCGAGAGCGAGAGUGUGGUGAAGUCGGGGGACGAGGGAGGGGAGAUAGGAGUGAGGUGGGCGAACCAAGGGAUAAUGCUUCCCCAGAGGGAAGUGGUGGAAGCCGGUUGGGUAGAAGUAGGGAGAAUAGCGGGCGCAGGGUGGUUGGACGAUGCGAAAGAGAGGACGAGGAGGGAGGAGGUGGCGUUGAGUAAGGAGAGCGGGAGGGGCCCGCCCAAGAAGGGUCAAGGCAAGAGGUCACAAAUGAAGAAGAGAUAG
Messenger RNA from Dioszegia hungarica, 582 nucleotides. RefSeq lists its product as uncharacterized. Bases 1 to 582 code for a protein of 193 amino acids. NCBI's taxonomy places the organism in Eukaryota, Fungi, Basidiomycota, Tremellomycetes, Tremellales, Bulleribasidiaceae. The record is from RefSeq and is a predicted model, not a curated record. Gene Ontology annotation, cellular component: mitochondrion. The transcript is spliced from 2 exons.